Aspergillus affinis is the source of this 609-nucleotide messenger RNA. RefSeq lists its product as uncharacterized. Bases 1 to 609 code for a protein of 202 amino acids. Lineage: Eukaryota; Fungi; Ascomycota; Eurotiomycetes; Eurotiales; Aspergillaceae. The record is from RefSeq and is a predicted model, not a curated record. The transcript has 2 exons.
AUGGGUGGCCCACCGGUCGGUCCGGCCAAGUUGGCCGGCUCGACCAACUGGUCAACCCGGGUUUUGGCGGAAAAAAGGUGGCCCACUUUGUAUGGGAAAACCGCCCGCGCACGGACCACCCCAUACAAAAACCGUCCCCCCCAAGCGACUUUCGGACACCUCAACGUUUGCACGCACAUUCGGGGCCCGAAUGGGGUCGGUGUAUACAUGUGGAAGGGAGGUCGACAAGACACCCGGAAACACAUCUUCCCUGCUAGAAGGGCUGCCUCUCCAUGGCUCAUGGCGCACAGGUCCUCAGGCCUCGCCCGAAGGGGAGCCGCCCCGUGGUAUCCGCCGUUCGCCGGCGUGUCCGCGGGGCCGGACCCCUCACUCGAGGACCGAAUGCCGCAGCCCGACAGCGCCCGCAAGGGCGAUCUGCCGGGGUUCACCUGCGUGCGGACCGGAUUCCUGGAGGGCUACACAGUGUGGGCAAUUGGAUGGUCGCGUGUGACCCGCCGGUGCGCCGGGGGUGUCGCCACGACCGGGCGCCUCGUUGCGCCCCUUCCAGAGUUUAUACCUACAAACAUGCCGCCCCUCCGGGGGCUUGUGGGCUUUUCCUUCGGCGGGUAA